UAUCAUAACCGUAACACAAAACAGAAAACUUUGUUUAAGUUCCUCCUUUUCCACUAUUCACUUUUAUCAGUGUGUACAUUCGUGCACGCGCUCAGACUGUAUUUAGUCACGCAGAUAUGAAGAAGCGUGCGGAAUGCGUCCUGGCGCACGAGCUUAAAUUGAGCUCGGAGAGCGAGACCCUCUGUGCUCCGUUCAUCAUGAACUUAUAAUCGUGAAGGAAACGGCCACUCUUCGAGUUUAGUCAGCUGGAUUUUCCUCAACCAAACCAAACUUAGUAUAUAUUUCUAGUGAUGUCUCUCUCAGGAGAACAGGGGAGCGAUGAUUCGGACACGGAGCUGCUCCUCGCGACUCUCUCGCCGGAGGAGGUAGAGGAGCUAGAGCAGGAGCUCGUGUACAUCGACCCGGACCCGCAUGUACCGGUGGGGCUCCGUCAGCGGAACCAGACGGACAAAGUGCCGUCCAGAGGGUAUGAUAGAGGGGCCAUGCUGGACUACUGCGAGCGGCAGACCAAGAGAUUGAUCCGCAGAGAGCUGAGCGUAGAGGGAGACACAAGAGGGGAGGGCCGAAGGAGAGAUCGACUCCAUCGGAUGAGGAGCAGAGAGUUUUCCAGGUCACAGAGCUGCGACCCUCCCGACUCAGAGAGCCGAAAAGCUGCAAGUGAACCACCCACUGAAAACAACGACAAUGAGAAAGCAAGACAAACAGAUAAUGUCUCCAAAGAUCCUUCUGACAAAAAAGAGAAGAACACGGAAAGAGAGGAGAAAGAAAAAGAUGAAAAGACAGUGGGUGGAUCAGAACUGAAAGAAAGAGAAGGUUCUAGAAAAGAGAGGGGAACCAGCAAGACUCUGGAGCUUAUUUCCAAACUGCAAGAUAAAAAAGAGGAGAAGAAAGAACAGGAGAAGAAGGAAGAAAGAAAGGGGAGCGAGAACUCAAAAAUUAGAGGGUUCGUCUCCAAACUGCAGGAUAAAGACAAUGAGAACCUUAAAGAAAAAGACAACAAGGCGGAUAUCAAGAAAAGAGAAGAAAGCAGAACCAAAGCACUAGAGGAGCAAAAAAACAGCAGAGCAAGAGACUGGAUGAACCAAAAAGAAACAGAGGAGAAGAGCAAAAUAAAGGAUGAUGAUAAACAUCUUACACAGAGAAAGUUAUCCAGAUCUCAGAAAGAGAGCGAAUCAAAGAAAGAAGAAAAGAUGUUUGACAAAUCAAAAGAACAAGUCAAACAGUCAGAUAACACAAACAAGAAGAUAUCUACAAAUUCCAACCAUAAUGUCUCGAAGAGUGAAGACUGUUCAGUAACAGAUGAUGAAGAGUCUUUAAGUGAAGAUGCUGAUAUGGACAGUGACACUGGCUCUAGCAUGUUUGAUGACCUUCUGGAACAAGUUCGCAGUGACGACCCUGAACUAACCGAGGUCAACGUCAAUAAUUCAGAUGCCAUAAAGACAGACACUCUGAGACAGUUUGCAGAAGGUCUUCGUAGCAACACUCACAUCAAAACCUUCUCCCUCGCCAACACCAGAGCGGACGAUCACGUUGCUUUCGCCAUUGCUAAAACCCUACGUGAUAACUCCACCCUGACUUGCAUCAAUCUCGACUCCAACCAUUUAACAGGCAAAGGCAUCUUGUCCAUUAUCAACUCUCUCCAGCUCAACAAAACGCUCAAGGAGCUGAGAUUUCAUAACCAGAGACACAUCUGCGGAGGGAAGACGGAGAUGGAGAUGACCAAAGUGUUGCGUGACAACUCUUCUCUAGUGAAGCUGGGAUAUCACUUUGAGCUGGCCGGUCCCAGGAUGACCAUGACGAACAUCUUGAGCCGAAACAUGGACAGGAAGCGGCAAGAACGGCUAGAGGCGAAGAAAGUCUCCAGACAGGACAGCGACUCCUCUCACAAAGCCCCAAGUGAAGAUAAGAAGAGCUUGCAUGAUAAGCCAAAAAUGUUAACGUCAAUCUCCCACAGUGAGAAGAAAAGCUCAAAAUUUGCUGCGAUGUCUAAAUUAACCUCUGUUCAGCAAACUACAAAAGCGCCAUCCGCGAAGUCUCCACCUAAACCGCUUUCCUCUGAAGUGACGAGGAAGAAGGAAGGGCCAACAGGAAGUAGACAUGUCCCCCCUCCACCACCUCCCGGACCAGCUUUAGACGUCCAGGCCUUGAAGAGGUCAUUGAAUCCCAUCUCUCAGAGGAGACAGGACAGUGGUACAACUGUCAGACACAAAGAGAGGAACUCUAGAGAUCAGCUGCUGGACUCUAUCAGAAACUGCGGCAUGAACACUCUCAAAAAGGUUGAGAUCCCCAAGCGUCUGAAAUAGCAUAUGCCCUUGGAAUACCCUGGAACCUUAAGAGACCCAUUAUCUUGAAAAUCAUUGUUGUUCAUCUAAAUAUCUAAGGUGGGAUACACCAAGUUGUCCACUUAACCAGCUGAGUGUGAUUUAUUUUUCUUGGACUGACAGUAAUUCAGUGAGGUUGAGUUUUAUGACACAAAGACACUGUUUUGGAUCUAGAUGAGAUCUUGGGAUUUACAGUCUGUCAUAAUGAAUAUAUAUGUAAUGAUGUGUUCAUUUUUAUCAGGAGGUUUGUUUGACCUUGUGAUUAGUUUUUUUAAUGCAACACACUGCUUUUCUGAAGCUAUCUCUCAUUAAAAUAAGAUAUCAAAUCCA
This is a messenger RNA of Triplophysa dalaica, 2651 nucleotides long. It is a transcript of the gene lmod1a, whose product is annotated as leiomodin-1. The transcript has 3 exons. NCBI's taxonomy places the organism in Eukaryota, Metazoa, Chordata, Actinopteri, Cypriniformes, Nemacheilidae. Gene Ontology annotation, molecular function: tropomyosin binding; actin binding. Gene Ontology annotation, cellular component: myofibril; striated muscle thin filament. Gene Ontology annotation, biological process: myofibril assembly; pointed-end actin filament capping; muscle contraction. The coding region runs from base 291 to 2303 and encodes 670 amino acids. The record is from RefSeq and is a predicted model, not a curated record.